Molecule: messenger RNA, 669 nt
Organism: Talaromyces amestolkiae
Lineage: Eukaryota; Fungi; Ascomycota; Eurotiomycetes; Eurotiales; Trichocomaceae
Exons: 1
Coding region: 1-669 (222 amino acids)
Source: RefSeq, a predicted model, not a curated record
AUGACGGCYCCAACUCCAACAACCCGAGUCUUCGCCGGCGUCACUUUAAUCGACACCCCGCUCAUCCAAGCCUCCCUCGAAUAUGCUCGUCAAAACAACGAUGCCAUGUCCUUCAACCACGUCUACCGGUCCUGGGUCUUCGGCGCAAUCCUCGCCUCCAAAAUCCCACACUUCGCAAAUAUAAACCGCGAGAUCCACGCCGUAUCAUGCAUCCUCCAUGAUCUAGCCUGGGACCACACGAGCCCAUUCGCGACGGCAGACAAGCGCUUCGAAGUCGACGGCGCAAAUGCAACCCGAGAGUUCUUGAACCGGGCGGCACCGCAUUUCACUCCGCGAGAGGUGCAGCUAGUGUGGGAUAGCAUUGCUCUACAUACCACGACGAGUAUUGCGCAGCACAAGGAAGGAGAAGUUGCGCUGUGUAAUAUGGGGAUCACGGUUGAUUUUAUGGGACCGGCAUUUCCUGGAGGCUUGAUUACUCAGGAAGAAUAUGAUGCCGUUGUUGAGGCGCUUCCACGGCUUGAGUUCGAGGAAUCUGUCAAGAAGCUUCUGUGUGGGCUGUGUGUGCAUAAGCCGGAGACGACUUACGAUAAUUUCUUGAGGGAUAUCGGGGAGCGUUUUGUUGAAGGGUAUACUGUUGGGCCUUCGUUAGUGGACUUUGUAUUCUCUUAA